Messenger RNA from Topomyia yanbarensis, 3089 nucleotides. RefSeq names its product heat shock 70 kDa protein cognate 4. The record is from RefSeq and is a predicted model, not a curated record. Gene Ontology annotation, biological process: protein refolding; cellular response to unfolded protein; vesicle-mediated transport. Gene Ontology annotation, cellular component: cytoplasm; cytosol; nucleus. Gene Ontology annotation, molecular function: heat shock protein binding; ATP-dependent protein folding chaperone; ATP binding. The transcript is spliced from 2 exons. Bases 203 to 2170 code for a protein of 655 amino acids. Lineage: Eukaryota; Metazoa; Arthropoda; Insecta; Diptera; Culicidae.
CAAGCCGCCCGCUCGCAUUCACUGAUCAGCAUUUCGAGUAGAUAUACCAUAAGGUUCCUGUGGUGUAGUGAGAGUAACCAAUCGUUCAUCCAAGAAAGAGGAAGUAAGUGAAGUAAAGUAAAGCGGAAGAAAGUAUAUUCCAGUUCGUUUUAGUGCGAAAAAAGUGUUCAAUUUUAAACAAAGUUAUCGAAUCAUUUAAAAGAUGGCAGCCAAAGCACCAGCAGUCGGUAUCGAUCUCGGAACCACCUACAGUUGCGUCGGAGUGUUCCAGCAUGGCAAGGUGGAAAUUAUCGCCAACGAUCAGGGCAACCGGACGACACCGUCCUAUGUGGCGUUCACUGACACUGAGCGUCUGAUCGGCGAUGCCGCCAAGAACCAAGUCGCCAUGAAUCCGACCAACACAAUUUUCGACGCGAAACGUUUGAUUGGACGCAAGUUCGAUGACCAGACCGUACAGGCCGAUAUGAAGCAUUGGCCGUUCGAUGUGAUCUCGGUCGAGGGCAAGCCAAAGAUUCAGGUCGAAUACAAGGGUGAGACCAAGAAUUUCUUCCCGGAGGAAAUCAGUUCCAUGGUGUUGACCAAGAUGAAGGAAACCGCCGAAGCCUACCUGGGUAAGACGGUGACUAACGCGGUCAUCACUGUGCCCGCUUACUUCAAUGAUUCGCAGCGUCAGGCCACUAAAGAUGCCGGAACGAUUUCCGGUUUGAAUGUGCUGCGUAUCAUCAACGAACCAACCGCCGCGGCCAUCGCCUAUGGUCUGGACAAGAAAACUGCCGGCGAACGGAACGUAUUGAUCUUUGACUUGGGUGGCGGUACUUUCGAUGUGUCCAUCCUGUCGAUUGACGACGGUAUCUUUGAGGUAAAGUCCACCGCUGGUGACACUCAUCUUGGUGGAGAGGACUUCGACAACCGUCUGGUGAAUCACUUUGCUCAGGAAUUCAAGCGCAAGCACAAAAAGGAUCUGUCGACAAACAAGCGUGCUCUUCGUCGUCUGCGUACGGCAUGCGAACGCGCGAAGCGUACUCUGUCAUCGUCGACUCAGGCCAGCAUUGAGAUCGAUUCGCUGUUUGAGGGUACCGAUUUUUACACCUCAAUCACCCGUGCCCGUUUCGAGGAACUGAACUCGGAUUUGUUCCGUUCCACAAUGGAACCGGUCGAGAAGGCCAUUCGUGACGCUAAGAUGGACAAGGCCGGUAUUCACGACAUCGUCCUGGUUGGUGGAUCGACUCGUAUCCCGAAGGUACAAAAGUUGCUGCAAGAUUUCUUCAAUGGCAAGGAACUGAACAAAUCGAUCAAUCCCGAUGAGGCCGUUGCUUAUGGCGCUGCUGUCCAGGCAGCUAUUUUGCACGGAGAUAAGUCCGAGGAAGUUCAGGAUCUGCUGUUGCUCGAUGUCACCCCACUGUCGCUCGGUAUCGAAACCGCUGGAGGUGUGAUGAGCGUUCUGAUCAAGCGUAACACAACCAUCCCAACUAAGCAGACUCAAACCUUUACCACCUACUCGGACAACCAGCCCGGUGUGCUGAUUCAGGUGUUCGAAGGUGAACGUGCCAUGACCAAGGACAACAAUCUACUCGGAAAGUUCGAACUGUCCGGCAUUCCACCAGCCCCACGUGGUGUUCCCCAGAUUGAAGUUACCUUCGAUAUCGAUGCCAACGGUAUCCUGAAUGUGACUGCCUUGGAAAAAUCCACCAACAAGGAGAACAAGAUUACCAUCACCAACGACAAGGGUCGCCUUAGCAAGGAGGACAUUGAGCGAAUGGUUAACGAAGCCGAGAAGUAUCGCACUGAGGACGAGAAGCAAAAGGAAACCAUCUCCGCCAAGAACGCUCUGGAGUCGUACUGUUUCAACAUGAAGGCUACCAUGGAGGACGACAAGCUGAAGGACAAGAUCACCGACAGCGACAAGACGAUCAUCAUGGACAAGUGCAACGACACUAUCAAGUGGUUGGACGCUAAUCAGCUGGCGGAGAAAGAGGAAUACGAACACCGCCAGAAGGAGCUGGAAUCCGUCUGCAAUCCAAUCAUUACCAAGCUGUACCAGAGUGCCGGCGGUGCCCCUGGUGGUAUGCCUGGAUUCCCUGGUGGUGCUCCGGGCGCUGGUGCGGGCGGUGCUGCUCCAGGUGCCGGCGCCGGUACCGGAUCCGGACCGACCAUCGAGGAGGUCGAUUAAACCUUACGUUCUCCAGUUCUCCCUUUUCAAUUCAAACAUUUGAAUUCGAUUGCUACAAAUACUUACAGAAAUUCACAAACAGGAUCGAUUUUAACAGAAACAGACACAGCAGUGGUCACAUUCCUCUUUUUAAUAGACUAGCAAACGCAUUUUUCGCAAUGGAUUGCAUUUGUUUUUUUUUUUUGUGUUUUGACCUUUUCAUUCUGACUGAAGUUCUAUGCAAUUCAUUUUAAGCGUCGCUAUUUGGGGUUCGUUUACUUUUAGCUGUCAGACUAAAAGGAUUUGUCUGAAGUGGACCCUACACGAGACAAAAAUAGUGACCAUAAUAUUUCUAUGUCAAUUUGAAUUCUAUUGGCGAUUUAAAUGUCGGUAAAGAAGUUUGCGCCAUUUGCUUACAAUGAACCUAUAUUUGUCAAACAUCGGUCUUUACAAAAAAAUUAGUUGGACAUUUCAUAAAUGUUUUACAAAAAUUCUGUAAGACAUGUACCGACUUUGGAUCGCGAAUUGAACUUUAAUUUUCAACGCGCUCUUACACUAUCAAUAAUUGGUUUAUUGUCUAUUUCUGUUCGUGUAGGGUUCGCAUAACGGCGCUUUGUUCGACUUUUCCUGUUACGAUAUUAGACUAAUCCAGAGAUUAAUUCUGUUAUACGACGGAUUGAUUUUUUGAACGAAUACGGUUCAAUCGUAUUCGACUCGGUUUGCUGUCAUUUACGUGACUACGCGUAAUCAUUCGGAAUUUAGAAUAAUUUUAGGAAAUCCGUUCAAAAAAGCAUUUCGUCGUAAUACCCAGUGCAGCAGACGGUUACAUAUUUGAAAUUACUAAUACCAACUGUGAACAAACACACCAAAUAGAAAAAAAAAUUAAACUCAGCUAGCGAAUGAAAAAUAAACAAUCGGAAACAAGUUUUGAAUCUGAAAA